UCAUGAUUGUUAUAUCUUAGUUACGAGAGUUUUCAGUACAUGAGUAAUCCAUAUGUUUCAGUUUUUAUUUACAACUACAUUUAUUUGUGUAUUUCCAUUCUGUUACGGAUUUAAGUCAAGGAUAAGUUUUGCGACGUAAGCUUAUUUGUCAUAUAUCUUGUUAAUUUAACAUCGAUAUCGUUUUGCUUUGUUAUUAUUUUCAUUGACAAGUGGAAACUACCAUAAUCCUUUUACAACAUUAUGGUCAUCAGAACACUUUGACAAGUGACGUCAUCGUUAUAUAACGUAUCCAUGGAAACCGCUCGCUUGCUUUAUGACAUCAGCCGGGGUGGACGCCCAGUCUUUCGUACCUCUACCGACUGUUCACGUGGGGACACGGAAGAAAUCGAAACUUAAGAUUAACAUUGACAUCGAAAAACGGCGGAGACAUAAGAAGGGUGGGGCAAUAUUCGGCCGUAGUUUUGUGAGCAUUUCCGGCGACCUCGGAAGGCAGACGAUUGUCACUGACCAUACCAUUCAUAUAGCGUUUCCGGAUGAAAGCGGCGUUCGGACGCUAAAUCUCGUAUACAACCAAGCGGGUCAUCCGCCGAUUCCGGUUAACCAGAGGGGCGGCGUAUACAGCCUUCUAACAGAGAAGCGGCACGACCUCGUGCACGUGGCAGAUCUUCCGGCGGAAGACGCGCCGCUCCUGUUUCGGGAGCUUAAGGAGGGAAAGUUUGACCUGAUCGCCACCGUGCGGCCAACCCAUAGACAACCGGGCAGCCCGGUGAAGGCAGCGGACGGUAAAAGUGAGACAGUCAGUUCCACUUCCGGUCCGGAAUUUCAGUUUACUAAGCCGGAACUUGAGCUGUUACGUACCUGGAGAACCGGCGAGUUUUAUACCUACAACCACCUUACUGGCCAGAUCAGUCUCCUUAGAGAAAAGCGUGACGGGAAACAGCCGACACUUGCGCACGCAGUUGACCGCUUACGGGUACUUCCGGGCGCCGACGAGUGGGCAUUCAAAUCCGAGGAAAGCGCCGGCUUCUACCGGAAGUAUCUCCUACAGGAGGAAAUAGAAACAAGGCUACGACCGGAAAGGGCAAUCCGGAACCCGCAGUCACUCCCGGAAGUAACUGGUAGGCAGACGCUGAAACGUCAGUGGAGCUUCACCUCAGAAACCGGCCCCAUAAAGGACUCGUUCGCCGUCAGGGCGCUCAACGGUGACGUAGCCCUUAGGCGUAGCUGGACUGAACGUUCCAAUCGUGUCCGUCUCACGCGCUCUAACGUGUUACGUCACGAAUUUCACGAGAGCCGGAAACCACUCCCGUCAAUCCAGAACCUCGUGACCGGAAGUGACGUCAUGGAGCGCGGAAAACCGUUCGACGCCGACGAUGCUCUACAGGAGCAAAACCUCAAGUGCCCGGUGUGUAAAAACUUCUACGAUACACGUGACCGGAACCCACACGUGCUCCAAUGCCUCCACAGCACGUGCCGCGCGUGCCUGCAGUCACGUGUCCGCGCCGAGAUGGCGCAAUGCCCUCAGUGCAGCGAGGUGAAUGAGGUCCCCAACAACGACCUUCAGCAACUUCCGGUCGACCAUGCGCGGCAGCAUCUUGUGAAAUUCUUCAAGGUACGGAAUCGUAGCUCCGAGAUCGGAUGUGACAGCUGCGACCCCCGGAACCGCGCCACCCACAGAUGCAAGGAAUGUGACGAGUUCCUUUGUGGAGCAUGCACGGAGGCGCACAAGAGGACCAAGGUCACCAAGGGUCAUAAUGUCCUAAACGUGGACUCCCUCAAGAGGCUGAACUUGGACGAGUUUCACCACAAGCGGACCUGCACUGUUCCCGACCACGAGGAUCAGCACUUCAGCUUCUACUGUUACAGUAAGGGUUGUGACCAGCCGAUCUGCUCACUAUGCGCGGUCACGGAGCACAACAAGGCGGACGGCCACGACAUCCGGAACAUCAACGACGUCUACCUCGAGAACAAACGAGUCGUCGAGAGCCUGUUGAUAGACGUGAAGCACAAGCGGGGCCAGGCGGAGGAGGCGAUACAGAGUAUAGAGGAAGAAAUACAGAACCUCUAUAUCAAGGAGUCGUCGACGGACGAGGAGAUAGACCAGGCGUUCUUGGCGUGCCAGAAGCAGCUGGAGAAGCGUAAAAACGAGCUGAAGGAGAAGCUGGCUGCCACCUCAAAGGCAAAGAAGAAGGGCAUGGAGUCCCAGCUGGACAAACUCAUCGGCGAGAAAAAUGCUCUCGAUCACUCCGCGCGGUUUUCCAGUAACGUCCUCGGUUACAGUGACGCUACAGAGUUUCUGCAGAUGAAAGACGCGUUAUUCUCGCGGCUUGGUGAACUUAAGGAGCUGGAGGUGGACCAGCGGCCUCACAACAAGGCGGACAUCAAGUUCCACGGACACAAGAUGAUUGACGCCUUUCAGAAAUUUUCCAACAAGAUGGGUGAGGUCUGGUCCACUACGGCAUUCAUACCCAACACCAAGAUCCAGACGUACGAUAUCGGGUUGGGGCGUGAGGAGACCGCCAUGAUGAUUACGCUGCAUGACUACGAGAGGCGCCCCCUGGCGGAACCUGGAGUGGACAUUAAGGUCGAUGUCACCAACCCUAUGGGUAAGAAAGCCCGCGCCCACGUCAUCGACCUCACUGAUUCAGAGGGAGCCUACAAAGUCAUAUUUCAGGGAGUAAAACUUGGCGAUCAUCGUGCAAGCGUCUUCAUCAUGGGACUUCCGGUGAUCGACCCAGGGGUCACGUUCAAGGUCAGACGGCAGACGGACCUAGAGACGGAUGUCCUCAGAGACUACGAGCCAGCGGACAAGGAGAGCGGCCCUUUGUCCAAGGUCAAGGCCAAAAUCGACUCAGGUUUGAAGUUCGACGACGACGAUGAUGACGGAGUCAGACCGGCCAAGAACAGGAACCGCUCAUACCGGGUAUUCGGAGAUAUCAUUUGCCCUGACUUUGCGUUCGACCCAGCCACAUGUCAUCCGCAGAACAUGGUGACCGCAGACAGCCGAACACUGAAGAACGUGCGUGGACGCACGGCCAACAUCGGCACGGCUCUUAAGAACUACCGAGGCGCCCUGGGGACGCGCGCAUUCGGCCAGGCGGGGCGGUUUUAUUUCGAGGUGGUGGUUUACUUUUUUAUAAAGCGGCAACUCAGGAACGACCUCAUAUUUGAGGUGGCUAUCGCCCGGAAGUCUGAGAUCGAUAGGAACUACACGGUCGACGGCUCGCCUUACGCGUGGACGGUGUGCGCCCGUCGUUGCCCGCUGUGCCGUACAGUCUGUCUGAUGACGUUCCACAACGGUGUGCGCCUGUACCAUCUCCCGUUGACGGAGAACGCGCCGCCCGGCACCACUCUGCGGACGACCGUCGGGUUCCUCAUUGACACGAAAACGAAGCAGUGGUUUAUCGUGGACGCCAAGAACCGCCGCCUUUUCUACCGCUUUAAGAAUAUCGACACGAGCAAGCCUCUGUGGCCGGUGUUUGGCGCCUACAGCACCGAGUACGUGAGCGUCUCCCUGGCGCUCAGGACCGGCAAGGACGUCCAGGCCGUGCCAGACAUUCCCUCUGACGUGUGAAACUUGGACAGGUUGAAUGUUACAUAAUAUCUGCUUUGUAUUACUGGUAUGGAGAUUAUUAUUUUGAACGUGUGAUAAUAAUGUAUUUACCCGUUUGGCGAAAUAAUUUAAAUUAUUUACUUGUUCUUUAUGUUUGUAUAUGAUAUGUUAAUUUAUUUGAUCUCAGACUUACCUUGGAAUGUGCUAUUAAGAAUUCUGGCACAGUUUGUUGGUGUGCCUUAUAAAACUGUGACGGAACUCGUUUACAGCAGAAAUAAUUCCGGGCUGUCAGGUGACAUGUUUGUGCUUGAAAGGUAAAAUCGUGAAAUUAAACACAGUUACAAUUAUUUAGAUUAGUCGGGCUCAAAAGCAGGUGGAACACCUCUGCCAAUUUCCAUCGAAAGCAACCUUUAAUGUAUAUGGACGGUUUGCGAUGUCAGAAAUAUUUACAUUUAACUACGCUGCAAUAAGAUCGCGUAGUAAUUUCAAUUUAGCAGUUAAAAUUUAUGACUUUACUCUUGGAAAUCUUAACUAUUUAUGCAAAAAUCACUUCAUUGGCAUUGGCAAUAAGAUCGCGUAGUAAUUUCAAUUUAGCAGUUAAAGUUUAUGACUUUACUCUUGGAAAUCUUAACUAUUUAUGCAAAAAUCACUUCAUUGGCAAUCGAUUUAAACUAAGUAAAACAAAAUACACGUUACAAUACUACAAUUAUUAUUUUUAUGAAGAUUAUACGGACUACUUCUUCUGAUGUACCGUCAUACAUCCGGAUUGUUUACGAUGGAAAAUGGCCGAGGUGCUUCAAAUGGCUCAAAAGAUAAGUGGUGAUUUUUAUAUGUUCGUGGUUUAUUUGUUAGUAGUAUAUUACUUCAUCGAUUUGUAAUUUUAGUUUAAUUAUAUUUUAUUGCUUUUUGGUGUGUAUUUAAAUUUCAAGACACAAAUUAUACACAAACAGAUAAUUGGUAUGUAUUUGACCAUUGUUUUUAUCAUUUUACAUCAUAAUUUAAACUUAUAAUAAUGUGAGAUUUUAACAAAACAAUCAACUUCAAUUUUAACAGUAUGUGUAAUAUACAAUGUCCGAGUGGAUUAUGAGAUUAUUUUUAAAAAAAAAUGUAUUUUUCUGUUUUAUCACCGUUUUUAGAUUUGCUGUAUUUAAAGUUUGAUGUGAUAUUCGUUUUUAUUAUAUAUUUAAGUGCAAAUAAAUAUUUUAGCCUAG
Messenger RNA from Mya arenaria, 4764 nucleotides. RefSeq lists its product as uncharacterized. The coding region runs from base 314 to 3574 and encodes 1086 amino acids. The transcript is spliced from 18 exons. The record is from RefSeq and is a predicted model, not a curated record. Gene Ontology annotation, molecular function: ubiquitin-protein transferase activity; zinc ion binding. Gene Ontology annotation, biological process: positive regulation of DNA-templated transcription. NCBI's taxonomy places the organism in Eukaryota, Metazoa, Mollusca, Bivalvia, Myida, Myidae. Gene Ontology annotation, cellular component: chromatin; nucleoplasm.